Molecule: messenger RNA, 3415 nt
Organism: Acanthaster planci (crown-of-thorns starfish)
Lineage: Eukaryota; Metazoa; Echinodermata; Asteroidea; Valvatida; Acanthasteridae
Biological process (GO): regulation of DNA-templated transcription; regulation of cell cycle
Cellular component (GO): nucleus
Source: RefSeq, a predicted model, not a curated record
UGUUUCAACAAGAAACUUUGGACAAAGAUGGAGGGGAAAGUAAAAAGUGAACUGGUAGUCGUGUCAACUCCGGUUAAUUCACCGAAUUUAGGGCCCAUUUCCACCACAACGACAGUAGCGAAUACGACCCAGGGAGUUCCGCACUCUGCUUCAAGCUCUGCUUCAACUCAAUUUGCACACCUGCCGGGGUUCGAUUUUAGCACCGUGCGACCGCCAUUCCCAAGCCCGGGAGGCAACGGGUCAAACCUGGGUCACGGAUCGGUGACAGUUCAGUCGUUGUUACAGCAGCAAGCUCACCUUUUGCAGCUGCAGCAAGCGCAUCAACUUCAUGAAUUACAGCAACAACAACAACAACAGCAACGGCACGUCACCGUCGGGCCUGAAUUACCGAGUCCUGGGGGCCCGAGUCAACAUGGUCAGGUUCCUCCCCCACAUAUUGGGUAUCCAGGAAUGCAAGGUCACGCAGUCGCUAAUAUGCUUCCGAUGCCCUCAGCUCACCAGCUAACUCUAGCCAGCCAACUAGCGCGGCUCCGUCCAGGAAUGAUGCCAGGACUCGGGGGACAAGACCUAGCUGGGCCAGGUGCCAGUCUAGCUGCAGCCGCUGCUGCAGCCAGCUUGGGCCUGCCGUUUGGCUUACCUCACCCCCACGGUCUUCCAUUGCCAACCCUCGGGCUUGGCCUACAAGGAAUGGCACCUAACCCAGAUAGGCAAGGGAUCAUGGCUGGCUUUGGAAUAACGACGCAACAGCAACAGACACAAGCCAACUCCAGCAAUUUCCCAUCCACCUUCCCAUCCAUUCCACCGCCGCUCCUGUCACCAGACUAUCCAACAGACAUGAUACAACCAGAUGCCUUUGGAUCACUUGGUAUCAUUCCUGUGGCUGCCAACCCAACAGGUCAAUGUAGCCAAGGAGACAUGACAGGGUCAGAUUGUAGUGACCGAUCAGGAAUGACCUGGCUUGAUGCUGCCCAGGUCAUUUUAGAAGAAGCUGGAUGCCCUCUACACAUCAAGGACAUCAAGCAGCGUAUUUUAGACCGAGGUCUGGUCCAGUCUAAUGCCAAGUCUUCUCUUGAAGCAGUCCUGUACCGAGACACACAACGAGGCAGUCGGCGAUUCAAACGUGUCGAGGGACAAAAUGGUGUCUUCCGAAUAAUGACAGCAGAGGACAGAGUGAAGAAACGCAGUAAGCCAGUUCACAGCACAUCACGCAAACGAGUCACAUCAACAGCCAAGGACACAGAGGCUCUACAGUCACUGCUCUACAAGGCUAAAUACCGCAAACUGCGCAAACUCAUCAAACUGAUGAUAUUUGAAAAUGCCGCACUCAACGAUGAAGUGUGCCGCAUUGAGCAGAAAGUUGAGCGAGCCCAACAAGAGCGAUUUUUCCUCCUUCAACGUGUCCUUCACUAUCGCGAAAUCUGUGACAUCCCGCCCUCUGCCUCCAAAGCCACGCCCUCCUCCAGGCGACUGGUAUCCAGGCGUCAUGGGACCGGUGAAGAUGGCGACGGGCAUCUGUCAUCGCUGGGAUCAUUGAACAAACGUGAAAAAGCCGAGAAAGCCAACAAAACCAAGAGAAAACACAAAAAACCCAAAAAGACAGAAAAAGAAAAACCAAGAAAGGAUGCUGUGAGGUCAAAAACCAAGAGGUCAUCGGGCAUGUCAACUAAGCGCCUUGUGCAGCAGAUACCAUUAGAUUCUACAGGCAGGCCAGUUUUCCCUAUCAAACUGAGUAGCCUGACUGUCCACAGCCUGGGUCAGAUUGUAACUGACCGUUCAGGCUAUCAUGAUGAGCACUGCAUCUAUCCGUCUGGAUUCUGCAGCAGUCGGACUUACACCAGCGCCAAAGAUCCCAACGUUUUGUGUCUCUACACCUGCAAAGUCCUGGACGCAGGUCAAAAACCAAGGUUUGAGAUUGUUGCAGAAGAUGAACCAGACCAUCCGUUUGUAGGUUCAUCACCAACGGAAUGUCACAACAACCUGCUGGAUGACGGUAAAGAGAUUGAGAAUGCCAAAGGUAAAGGCACGGAUUUCUUCGGCCUAACGCACCCAACCAUCCAGAACCUGAUUCAGAGCUCACCAGGUGCACGGAAAUGCCUCAAGUAUAAAUGGAUGAAGUUCACCACGACAAGGUCACCACUUGACCACAGGGUCGAAGGUCAAACCAAGCACAAGGCUAGAGACCCUGGAAAAAAGAAUCGUCGGGAAGGAAGCAGUAGUGUGAAGAAGCAUGAUCAAUCAAACACCAAGCAAGAUCCAGACUCCCGUUAUGUUCUUGCGUCAGCAGACCCACUCAGCCCAAUGACAUCAUCUGGAGACAGUCUAAACUAUCAACUCACCAGCCCAGUUGACACGUUCCCGACAGAAACAAGGGCGAAGACAAAACCCAGUGAGGAAUCUUCCAGUACAACACAAACUAGAUCUAAACCAACCCUAACCAAGGAGGACUCAAAACUCAGUACCAUGCAAACCAGAUCAAAACCCACAUCAGGGCCAACUAACCAAGCUAAACCGGAUUCACAAACCCAAACUAAAACUAAACCAGAUUUGCUAACUCAAACAAAGACUAAACCUGAUUUGCCAAUCCAAACCAAGACAAAACCAGAUUUACCCAGCACUCGGGUUCACACCAGAUCUAACUUGCCCAACCAGGUUCAAACAAGGUCCAAACCACUUCAUCCUCACAGCGGAAUCAAAACAGAAUCCCAAGGUGAUCAAAUUGAGAAAUCCAGUCAGUAACAUUCAUUAACUUCAAGUACAUGUAAUCAAGGUCAAGGCCCUUCAACUCUAUACAGCAUAUGUAUUCACAAGGCAUGCGGUAUGCUUGGACCUCACUUUGUUACCUUAACAACUGUACAGUCCCACCAUUUGGUAGUCACAUGACGUGUAUAUUUACACCCUUAGUCAUUGUCUGUACAUUACUGUAUAAUACCUGCAUUCAAACUGAUCAUUUGUGUACCCUUUAAUUGAACUAAAUUAAAGGCCUUUGACAUGUAAAGUUGGUUUGAAAUUACCUAUCCCAUUUUCUCACAGUUCAAUGAAAGUUAUGAACCUACACAGGCGAUGGCAUCGCAUUCUUAGGCAAAGUGUGUCAAAAUGAUACAAUGUGGAUGUAUCAUGUUCAGAUCUGUCAGCAGUGUAAUGAUUUUGUAAGAAGCCGUUCUGCCUACAAUCUCUAUUCUUAUAUCACCAGUGCCUUUCAGUUAAAUGACAUUUAAGGAUUUUUCUGUUGGGACUUUUUCAGAGAUAAUGGAACACUAUGCAAGUCCCUUGUGCCAUUUCUGUGGAUAUACAAUGUAGCGUCUUUAAUCAGCAUGUCUUUGAUAUAGGUUAGCUGUGCAUUGAAGGAAAUGUAACUCAACUCUCAAUGUCUUUCUUAUUACAAAAUAAAUAUAUAUGAAAAGGGCAAAGCUGUGAA